Messenger RNA from Lasiosphaeria miniovina, 1032 nucleotides. RefSeq lists its product as uncharacterized. Bases 172 to 813 code for a protein of 213 amino acids. Lineage: Eukaryota; Fungi; Ascomycota; Sordariomycetes; Sordariales; Lasiosphaeriaceae. The transcript has a single exon. The record is from RefSeq and is a predicted model, not a curated record.
CCGGGCUCUCUCUCGCACUUGGUCCUUUAGUCCAGAUGAUAUCGGCAGAGUACCUGCUUUACACGAUAACAUACACCGUAAAUGUACAUUCGUAUUCGGCAUUGAGGCCCUUCUCCAUACCUGGGUUCCUACCUAGAUAGUUUAUGAUAUCGGGUUUUCCUCCCUUCAAGAAUGCGCAUUUGGGGGCCUUUCGCCCCCAUCUCCAACAAGCCGCCCCAUCAUCGCCCUCGCAUUCGAAUGCGCGGGAAUUUGGCAGAGCUAGCGCGGAGGUGGAUCAGGGAGGGGGGUGUGAUUCUCUGGGUCCCCUCGUGUCCUGUGUUCUUUCCUUCUGUUGCUGCUUUGCCCCAUCGAGGCGUCCAUGUGUGUGACCCGAGGCUGGGCUCGGUUCCUUCCAUUUGGUUGGAGGGGAACCCCGUCCCCUGCUGUAUGUACUGUAUGCACGUACUCGUACUUGGACAGCACUGUCUGUACCCGCAAGGCACCGCCCACGAGGGCCGCGCGUGGAGUGGUUUCUGUGCGCGGACGGCUGCUCGGUUGAAGGGCGCCGACGCCACAAAAUGCAACGCCAGUGUUUUGGUCACUUUGUGUCGCUUUUUUGUUCCAGUCGAGCCGAACCGACUGUGGCACCAGAGACCGAGGAAGCAGGGAGGUGAGAAUAAUCUGCAUAGCUUCCCUGGGAGGCGUUCCAGAAUCUCACAGCUGCCCGGCUUGCUGUUGCCAGUCAUCUACUUAUUCUCCUCUCAUCUCAGAACCGAAAAACGUGGCGGGGGGAAAGGGCUGACCCAAGACGGGUGGUCGCGCUGGCGGGCUUGACAGAAGGUGGUUUGUCAGAUCUUUAUUUUUGUCUUUGGAGGGGCAAGGGGGGAGGGGUUUCGUCAGCCGCUUGUCGUUGGGAAGACCGCGACGAAAGCCCAAUGCGGAUUAAAUUUCCUAACCACCACGUCGACCUGCCGGCGGAGAAUUGUACUGGCUUAAUUUUUUUUUUUGGGGGGGGGGGAGAGGGGUCUGUUGGUGAAAGUCAUUUGAUUCAUU